UUUGUUUCAGGUUACACAAAUCUAUAUAAUGGUAAACCAAUACACAUAAAAAACAUUAUUUCUUUGCGAAUAAAUAAUAUUCAUAAAAAAUAAAGGGUUUUCCCAUGACAUAACCAACGUCCAUUAAGUCCUUUUAAUAUUCGUUCUUAAAACCCUUUCCAGAAAUCCGUUUUCCUUGUCUGUUUUAUCAUUUGUCCGUUUGUUAAUCUUUCCUUUUGUCUGUCAGCAAUUUGUCCGUAAGUCUGUCCGUUAAUCUUUCCGACAGUCUGUUUGUUAAUCUGUACAUCGAUCUGUCUGUCAGUCUGUUAUUAAUCAGUUCAAGGGACUGUCCUCUAAUAUGUGAAUCAAUCUGUCCGUUACUCUAUCUGUCAGUUUCGUCCGUUCAUAUGUAAGGCAGUUUAUAAUGGUAUCGGGCCAUUUUUUUUAAGUUUUAGCAUAAAGUCUUUUCAGGAUAUAAGCCAUCGAACACAAACAUUUAUAUAUGAACUCCUUCUUUCCAUUAUAAUUACACUUGUCGUUACAGAAAUAGUUCACCAGCAUAACCGGAUUAAAGUUGCAUCUUAAUUAUUUGUAUAUUUAACAACAAUUUAAAUAUUCAUCCAUCAAACAAAACAACUUGCAUUUGGGCAAAGGAGCUUCCUCGUGCUUAUAAUAAUGAUUAAUGCAAUUUUAUUAGUUGACUUUUAACGCAUAAAUGUAGGCUUUUUAGUAAUGGGGUUUGUUAAAUAAAUAAAAUGGGAUAAACUUGGUAAGUAAUCACCGAUUUCGAACAGUUGGAGAUUAAAGCGUCAAAUUUUGCACUUUAGCAGGGACAGAUAUAAAUUUUGGGGCAAGUAGUAUUAUACACAUCAUUGGGUUGACAUCUUUUGGAUUCGGAUGCUUGCUAAGAUGUAGUUCUUCUUAAUAGUUGCACUUAUUUAUUUAACGAAAUAAAAGACCUAUCCAAUUUUUAUUUAGCAACAUAGACAUAAAAGAGAUCAUUUUUGUAUUAUUGCAUUCAUUAUAAUUUAAACUAGAGUUCUUAAAAUACAAGACUUGUUAGAAGCCCUUCUAAAAAGAGAAGAGAAAUAGGAUCAUUAGAAAGGUUUUUUCAAAGGACCUCGGGUUUCUUCUGGUAGUGGAAUUAAUUAGAAAUGAAAAAAGUAACAGAAUGGUAGAACAGUUUCGUCCAUAUUUCUCAAUAAAAUAGAUUUGUCCUUAACGAUUAUAAAUUUCAGUGUUCAAAACAUGCAUCGGAUACAUGAGGACGAAUAUUCUGAGGACGUAAAGGACUCCGACUUUAAGGGCUCUAUUCAGAAGGAAAUAUCAGUAAAAUCGCGCCACCAAAUUUCCAUACCAGAUAUUUGCACAGAUGCAGUUAAGAAUAACUGUUUUCCGCAGACGGGUUUUUUGAACAGCUCGAUCGCCUUUGCAUCCCAUGUGGUUAAGUGCAGCUCCCCGGCCUCGAGCAUUGAUGAAUCCUCGUCGACGGCCCAGCACGAAGCCAAUCCCCACAUGCACAUACAGGGCCAACAUAUGAUGGCUCCAGUGCCCGAUCUCGGUUUCUACAAUGUUCCCGAGUUCAUUUCGGAACAGGAGAAGCUUAUGUUUUCCGAUGCCGAAAGGUUUUUGAGGACAAAGGAUAACGAAGUAUGCAGCAAUGACUUUAGCUACAUGCAUGAUGAAUUCGCCAUGCGCAAGUACUAUCAUCCUCUAUUUGCGCAUGGCAUUUGUCGCUGGCCCGGUUGCGAAAUGGACCUGGAAGAUAUCACAUCAUUUGUCAAGCAUCUCAAUACUGAACACGGAUUGGAUGAUCGAUCAACCGCUCAAGCCCGAGUUCAAAUGCAAGUAGUUUCUCAGCUAGAAUCCCACCUCCAAAAAGAAAGAGAUCGCUUGCAGGCAAUGAUGCAUCACUUAUAUCUGUCUAAGCAACUUUUAUCACCCACCAAAAUCGAUAGAAAGGACGUACCCGGCAGAGAGGGAAAGUUUUGCAGAAGUCCGCUCACAAUAAACAGCAUAGGUCGACCUAUCCGCCAAACAAAUUCUCCCAGCUCUCUUAAUCUACCAAUGGUUAACUCCACCAACCUAUGCUCUAUCAAAAAAAGAAGCCACGACAAAAACUCAUUUUCAAUUAAUGGUGGAUUGCCUUAUAUGCUUGAAAGAGCUGGACUUGAUGUACAGCAGGAAAUUCAUCGGAACAGAGAAUUUUACAAAAAUGCUGAUGUACGACCCCCUUUCACUUAUGCGUCCCUUAUAAGACAGUCCAUAAUCGACUCUCCAGACAAGCAGCUUACCCUCAACGAAAUAUAUAAUUGGUUCCAAAACACGUUUUGUUACUUUCGACGGAAUGCAGCUACGUGGAAGAACGCAAUCCGUACAAACCUAUCCUUGCACAAGUGCUUUGUACGAUAUGAGGAUGACUUUGGCUCGUUUUGGAUGGUCGACGACAAUGAGUUUGUCAAAAGGCGGCACUUGUCUAGAGGGCGGCCCCGGAAAUACGACCCAUCCUCCUCCCCAAACUCCUGCCAAUCUGGCAAUGGAGUGUCCACCGACAAAAAUCCCUGCGACAAUUGUCCCCAACACUGCUCGAGUAUGCCCCCGGGGGCAGAGAAUCCCCUAGAUUCGGGAAAUCCAAAUGAUAUGGGGCGAAUGGGUUGUCUUCCUUUUUGCGGUAGUGAUGGUUUAAGCAAGACGUCUAAGGACUAUAGCAAUAUGGAUUCGGGUCUGGUCGAAAGUAACAGCCAUUUAACAAUGGAUGAAUACUCCACUCAUAUGUACGAAAGUAGUGCCAAUGAGCUUAAUCGAUAAAUGUAUCAUUAAAAGUAUUUAUUUAGAUGCAUUGUCGGGAUAACUCAAUUUUUUAGGUUAAAAGGUUCGGAUUCGGAAAUUAUACUUGUAAAUAUACAUAGAAAUAAGUAUAAUUUCUUAAAAAGAAACGAUGAAGCUACUACUUUUAAAAAUAAAUUACGCUAAAGGCAAUAUUAAAAUAUUGAAGAACAAUUAACUUUUAAAUUAUGCUUUAAUUAAUAAACAACUUAAAUUUAAUUUAAAAAGGCAAUAUGAAGUUUUUAGCCACUCAAUUAAACAAUUUUUGAUCUGUUCCUCGAUGUGUACAAACUGAAGUAAGUUCUUGUGUCAAGAAAUUGGACUCUUGGCUUUGGUAAGACUACAUUUUUCUCAUUUCUUAUCUGCUGAAAUCCUAGUUGAUCACAUUUUCGAAAGUUUUCUUAAUAAUUUCUUGUUUUUUUUCAGAUUUUUAGAGAAACUGAUA
Drosophila gunungcola (fruit fly) is the source of this 3250-nucleotide messenger RNA. It is a transcript of the gene FoxP, whose product is annotated as forkhead box protein P1. Gene Ontology annotation, cellular component: nucleus. Bases 1228 to 2787 code for a protein of 519 amino acids. Gene Ontology annotation, biological process: regulation of transcription by RNA polymerase II. The record is from RefSeq and is a predicted model, not a curated record. Gene Ontology annotation, molecular function: RNA polymerase II cis-regulatory region sequence-specific DNA binding; DNA-binding transcription factor activity, RNA polymerase II-specific. NCBI's taxonomy places the organism in Eukaryota, Metazoa, Arthropoda, Insecta, Diptera, Drosophilidae. The transcript has 7 exons.